AUGUAUUAUCUAAAUUAAGAAGUAUUGCAUAGUAGAUAUUAAGAAUUUACGCAAUUCAAAAUACUUGACCAACUUGAUCCAAUCUAUCGAUCUCUUAAAGUAUUUACUCUUUUAUUUUUAAAGCUCUCUCUAGAGUCUAAAGAUAGAAAUACAUUCUUUUCAGAUAAAGUUUAAUAAUAACCAGAUUGUUUCUAGGUCAACCCUAUUUAUGGUUUCUCAUAAUAAGCUAAUGAAUUGUAUAGUACUUAUGGACAACCUACAUAACUCUGUUUCUAUAUGCAUCGAUAAAAACGAUAUCUUAUGAUUGGAACUUAACAUUCUGUAAUCAUUUGUAUUGAAGUUGUUAAUGGAAGAGUAGAAUCUAUUUAAGCUAUACUAAAUACUGGAGAAAGAUAGUCAAGAUAUGCUUCUGUCUUAGCUAUAUAAUGUUGGGAGAAAUAUAUGUUGGUUGGAUUUGAGAGAGGAGACAUUUAAUUAUAUGAAGUUGGUCGUAAAUGGGAACGUUUGCAUCAUGAAUCUAAAUUACAUUCUGGAAAAGUUGUAUCAGUCCUCUUCAUUCCAUCAUCUACUAUUGAAGCACUCUCACUUGAUGAACAUGGAAUCAUUUAUAAACAUUCAUUUACUGUCAUGACUGUCAUGGAUAAAUAUAUUGUUACACAUUCUAAAGAUAAAAUAUAUAAAAAUGGAAAAAUCUAUCAUAUCAAACGCAAUUCAUAAUAACCGAAACCAAAAUAAUCCUCUUGGUGGAAUAAUGCUAAAAGUAUAUUUAAAAAAGAAGAAGAACUUAGUGAACAUAAUACAACAGCUGAUCCAUCUCUUAAACAAUCUAGUGAUACUGAUACUUAAUUUAUUAAGUUUGCUCUUGAUAUUAAAUUAAUGCCUGAAACUAUCGCUUAAUCACUUAAUCAAAAUAUUUAAUCUGUUGCCAUUGCUGCAUUACUCUAUUCUAAUCGUGUUGAAAUUAUUAAAUUCUAUAAAGGUAUUUUCAAUCAUCUAUAUCUUUAGGUUCUUUGAAAUGUGAAAUUGUUUAUACACUCAAAAGAAACACUUUCUCUAUUGAAAUCCCUUAAAAUGAAAACAAUACUGAAAAUGGAGAACUAUCUUGGGGAGAAGGAUAUUUUCAAAAAUCCUUUCAAAAUGCCAAAUUAUUAUGCAUUAGAUGGGGAGAUAUUUUUCAUUUAGUUAAAUGUAUGAAUAUUGAAGAUCAAUUAGAAAUUGUUGAAGGGUAUUUAUAGAACUAUAUAUUUUAUUUAGUGCUGUUUAUAAAAUGGAGAAAACUAAAGGUAAUAUCUUGAAAAGUUCCUUUUUAACAAAUAAUAUAAUUUAUACAUUUUCAGAUUCGAAUUGGGUUGCAUUAAUUCAUACAACUUAAUUUUAAUUUGUUAAACAAGAUGACGGAAUUGACAUUUACGAACCAAGAAUUAAAAUGUUGUCUAAAGAAGAAGUAGAACCUUAAAUGGCUGAAAUAAGUGUUUCAUAUGAAGGUCCUAGUAAACCUUGUUAAGUACAGAUAUAUGAAAAUGGUAUUGUUUCAUUGAGAAAAAAUAACAUUCUUAUAGAAAGACUUUAAACUUGGAAUGAAUAUUUAGAUGAUCUAAUUGAGAAGAAUCAAUGGGAGAAAGCUAUGCAUUAAGGAAUGCUUAUCUAUCAAGGAUAAAUAAAAAUACUUAGUGAAAUAGCCUCAUCUUUAUCAGCACGUCAAGAAUAAAUGAGUCAAAUGUUCCAGAAGAUAGCUUUUACCCAUAUAAUGUUUGCUUUAAAACCUUUAGAUAUUCCACUAUCUUAAUAAGAAAAAGAACAUAAUAUAAAAAAAACAAUAGAAUUUUUACUAAAGGUUGAUAAUAUGAGUUAUGCUUUGGUAGUACUAAAAGAUUUCUUUAAAGAUAUUUAAUAAAUGAAAUUAUAUUUUACUUGUUUGGAUCCCUUCAUAAAAAACAAAUAAAUAUCUGUAAUUCCUGAAUCGUUCUUUAUUGAUUAUGUUAGCUUUUAUCAAAAUGAAAAGGAAAUGAUCUAAUAAUUGAUACUACAAUUAGACUUACAUUAAUAGGAACCCACUCUUUUAAUAAAAGUUUGUAUGGAUUAUCAUUUGUAUAAGGCAAUGAUAUACUUAUGUACAAAAUAGGGAGAUUUCAUAACAGGUUUAAUUAAAUUAAUGGAUUUAUGGGAAAAUAAAUGUUAAUUGGAAUAAAAAGAGCAUUUAAAUAUUGAAAAAGAGAAAUUACGUUAAUUCAGAAUUAAAUUAGGAUAUAAUAUUUUGGCAUAUGUUCGUAUGUGUGUAAAAGGAAUCAAUAUUUUGGGAGAACGAGUACCUCAUAAUAUUUAUUUUGAUAUGUUAAGAGGAUUAGUUUCUUUCAUUUUUAAUACUGAAAAUCUAAAACAGUUUAUAUUAAUAGACAUUCGUCUUUCCCUUUAAUUACUCAUGUAAUUUAUGCAAAGUCAUGUUUAUACCAAUAUUAAAUCAGCAACAUUACCAGCUGCUAAAUUUAAUAUAAUUGAUAAUGUUCCAGAAAUUCUAAAAUUGAUGCUUAGUGGUAUUGAAAGCACAAGAGAAGAAAUUAAGACUAAAGAAAACUAUUAAAUUGUUUUUGAUGAAAAAAAAUAGUAAUACCAUUAAAUAUCAUAAACUGAAUAACUCAAUUAUUUUCUGCUUUUAUAUUCUCAAUUGCUAAUGCAAUUUCCAACAUAAUUAAAUAAAGAAUUUAAAGAGAGAUUAUUUUAAGAUCUUCUAUCUCCAUCAUAUUUUGAAACCUUAAAAUUAUAUAAUUUUAAUCAUUAAGAAAAAGAUCCUAUUUAUUUAGAGUCUUACGAGGUCAAUAAGAAUGCAUAUUUGAUUCACAUAUUUGAUACUAGCCAAUUAAAUUAUACAACAUCUGUUUUUAAUGAAAGUAUUAAUUAUCCUGAAUUUAAUGCUUUUCUUGUAUUUAAAUAAUAAAAUUAUUUUAACUGCAUUUCUAAUUAUUUUCAGAUGUAAAAUAGCAUUAUGAAAAGAAAUGUAUUUGAAGUAAUAGAAAGACUUUUAAUUCAUAGUGAAGAGAAAUUUUUAUUAAAUUUAUAAGAGUUUAUAAUAGAAAACUGUGAUAUUCUUAUGACAAUUAGUUAAUAAUAUACAAAUAGAAUUUUUAAAGAAUAUUUUCAUGAUCUCAAAUUAUAAAUGCGAAUCAUUUAGAAAUUAGAAAAAACCCCAUAAAACUAAUUACAUUAUCUUAAAUAAUACAUCAAAAAUGAAAAGGCAUCUGAUUCUAUUAGAUUACUUUAUCUUGAACUUUUAUGCUAAAGAGCUCCAAAAGAAGUCUUAAAAGAUGUUUAGAAUGGAGACUUUCCUUUAGAUGAUGCAUUGGCUAUUUGUGAAAAGUAUAAAGUUUAUAAUGCAGCAGCUUAUUUACUUUAAAAAAAUGGAGCAAUAUAGAAGGCUCUUGAUAUGUUGACAUUACUCUUUAUCAAUAGAUUGAAAGAAUGUCAUAAAUUAUUUGCUAGAUCUAAAACAAUUUCAGAAGCUGAUUCAGAAGAUAUUUUCGAAAAAUUAAAUUAUAUAAUUGAUCUCUGUUCAAAAAUAGAAGAUGAUGGAUAUUGGUUUUAAUUUUUAGAUUCAUUCUUCAAAUAACAUAAAUUAGAAUAACUCACUGAUCUAAAAGUUCCAGAAUUUUUAAGAAAAUUACAUGGAGAAAUUGUUUCAGAAGUAUUUCUAGCCAUGUCAAAGUGUAUAGAAUUAGAGAAACUUCUAAAUGUAAAUUUAUCUUUUAAAUUUUUAGAAAAUGAAUCAGCAUUAUGGUUCUAUUCCUCUAAGAGUAUUUCUUAAAACUAAUAAAUCUAUAUAAGAAAAGUUUGCUUUUGAAUUGCCAUCUUGCAAUAUUGCUAUGGAAUAGACAGAUUUUACUUACAAAACCUUAAAUAAAAAGUUAUUCUAAUAAAUGAAUCAAGGAGUUUGCGUUGAUCGUUUUUGUAGUGAAUGCAAUGAUCGUAUCACCAAAUGUACUAAAGCUGUAGCAUUUUAAUGUGGACAUAGUUAUCACUAAGAAUGCUAUAUUGAACUUCAUGGCAAUAAUUAAAAGAGUUUUAAUAGUUUGAAAUUGAAAAAUUAAAAAGUAUUCUAGGAAUGCUUUAUUUGUUUAGAAAAUAAUGAAAAAUACAGUAUUUAUUUAUUUACAAUUAUUUAUAGUUGCCCAUCUUAUUAUUUAGGCAAGUCUUAAAAAAUUGAAAUUUGAUUUUGAUAAAUAUAUACAUAGAUAAGCUAAUGUUGUACCGGAAUCAAAAUAAAUUGUUGUGCAAUAUGACAAGAUAGUGAGAAGGGAAAAGGCUAUUAAAAAAUUGAAAUAAGAUGACUUUAACAAAUUGUAUAUAAGAGAGGUAAACUUUCAGUUUAUUUAAUAGACUUCAUUAAAUUGGAAAAAUUAAUGA
Messenger RNA from Paramecium sonneborni, 4395 nucleotides. The record is from the annotation of a GenBank genome assembly. NCBI's taxonomy places the organism in Eukaryota, Ciliophora, Oligohymenophorea, Peniculida, Parameciidae.